Messenger RNA from Balearica regulorum gibbericeps (East African grey crowned-crane), 588 nucleotides. The record is from RefSeq and is a predicted model, not a curated record. Lineage: Eukaryota; Metazoa; Chordata; Aves; Gruiformes; Gruidae.
CAAAGAGCUCCGGGGAAAGUUCUGCAUGAUGCUGUUUGCAACCACUUGAACCUUGUUGAAGGCGACUAUUUUGGCCUUGAGUUUCCAGAUCAUAAAAAGAUGAUGGUGUGGCUUGAUCUUUUGAAGCCUGUUAUGAAACAGAUUAGAAGACCGAAGCACGUUGUUGUAAAAUUUGUGGUAAAAUUCUUCCCACCUGACCAUGCUCAGCUGCAGGAGGAACUGACAAGGUACCUAUUUGCAUUGCAAGUGAAGCAGGACCUGGCACAGGGAAGGCUAACCUGUAAUGAUACCAGCACUGCCCUCUUAAUCUCGCACAUAGUACAGUCUGAGAUUGGAGAUUUUGAUGAAACCAUAGAUCGUGAACACUUAGCGAAGAACAAGUAUAUACCUCAGCAAGAAGCACUAGAAGACAAAAUCAUGGAAUUUCACCGUAGCCACAUGGGACAGACACCAGCAGAGUCUGACUUCCAGCUUUUGGAGAUUGCCCGUCGGCUGGAGAUGUAUGGAAUACGCUUGCAUCCAGCCAAGGACAGGGAAGGGACAAAAAUCAACCUGGCUGUUGCCAACACAGGCAUUCUAGUGUUUCAG